AAAUCACAGAUUCUUCCAAUUACCUCCGAUCAAAAAAACCACCACUAUCAUUACCCUUCAAUGGAAUCAAUCAACACCUUGAAAGGCUACGACAAAGUAUCCGACCAAGAAAACCAAAUUCAUCAUCAUCAUCAUUCUCCACUUCCAAAACCAUCAUCAUUUUCCCGUAAAACCCUAAUCGCCACCGUCUCCGUCGUAUCUCUCCUCUUAAUCCUCACCGUCGUCGCUUUAACCGCCGGAGUUUUCACUCAUCCUCCUCCACAUAAUCCUCCCAUCUCCUCCGCUUCUCUCAAGUCAGUCUGUGGCCUUACUCGUUACCCAGAGACCUGUUUCAAUUCUCUAUCUUCUUCUCUCAACGAAUCAGAUUCAAAACUUAACCCUGAAUCAAUCCUCGAGCUUUCUCUUCGAGUCGCUGUUAAAAAUCUCUCAAACCUCUCUAUCUCUUUCCGAUCUAUCAACGAUAUGCCUGAAGACGCGGCGGUUGGUGAUUGUGUGAAGCUUUAUACCGACGCGUUGAGUCAACUCAACGAUUCGAUUACAGAGAUUGAGAAAGAGAAGAAGAAAGGAGUGAACUGGUUGACUAAAGAAGUCGUCGGAGAUGUUAAGACUUGGAUUAGCGCCGCCAUGACUGAUGGUGAGACUUGUUCCGAUGGGAUUGAAGAAAUGGGAACAAUUGUAGGGAAUGAGAUCAAGAAAGAAAUGGAUAUGGCGAAUCAGAUGAUGAGUAUUAGUUUGGCCAUUGUUAGCCAAAUGAAGAAGCUUUUGUUGAUAUUUCACUAAACCAAUCAUAAAGGUUGCAACUUUUUUCUUUCUCUGUUUGUCAAUUUCGAAUUCAUGAAGUGUGUUGUGAGCUUCUCUGUUCUUGCUCUGUAAGUAACUACUACAUUGAUUUGUUUUUGGUAUGUAAUUUGAUAAAAGAUAAAUCUUUUG
Molecule: messenger RNA, 930 nt
Organism: Arabidopsis arenosa
Lineage: Eukaryota; Viridiplantae; Streptophyta; Magnoliopsida; Brassicales; Brassicaceae
Source: the annotation of a GenBank genome assembly